Molecule: messenger RNA, 2008 nt
Organism: Fukomys damarensis (Damara mole-rat)
Lineage: Eukaryota; Metazoa; Chordata; Mammalia; Rodentia; Bathyergidae
Gene: Foxred1
Product: FAD dependent oxidoreductase domain containing 1
Exons: 11
Coding region: 16-1644 (542 amino acids)
Cellular component (GO): cytoplasm
Molecular function (GO): oxidoreductase activity
Source: RefSeq, a predicted model, not a curated record
AGGAAGGGAGGACCAAUGAGCGGUAGGCAGGCCUUGGGUCGGAGGCAGCCUAUAGCGUGGAGAGGCGGGGACCUGGAGGUGACCACUGGCCAAUGGGCGUGCUCUUCUGAACAAGUGGCGGAUACCCUGGUAGUAAGAGUAUGGGGUAACCAGCUCUCAGAGAGGCUCGGCUCAGAAGGAGCCAUGCUUCGGAGGUUCCUGCGGCUCGGCCUGGGCCGGAGUCUCUCGAUCCGGGAAGUAGGCACGCACAGUGGAUACUCCAUUCUGGACUGGGAUGGAAAGGUGUCGGAGUUUAAGAAGAAGAUCCAGUCGAUCAUGCCCGGAGAGCCCGGCGACUUGCUGUGUGACACCAGGCACCUACCCCCUGAACACUCGGAUGUGGUGAUUGUAGGAGGUGGAGUGCUUGGCCUGUCGGUAGCCUUUUGGUUGAAGAAGCUGGCGAAGAGACGAGAUGCCAUUCGGGUGCUGGUGGUGGAACGAGACCACAUGUACUCAAAAGCCUCCACAGGACUUUCUGUGGGUGGGAUUCGUCAGCAGUUCUCACUGCCUCAGAAUGUCCAGCUCUCCCUCUUUUCAAUUGACUUUCUACGGAACAUCAAUGAGUACUUGGCUGUGGUCGAUACCCCUCCCUUGGACCUCCAGUUCAACCCCUCUGGUUACCUCUUGCUGGCUACAGAAAAGGGUGCUGCCAUUUUGGAAACCAAUGUGAAAAUGCAGAGGCAGGAAGGGGCCAAAAUUUCUCUGAUGUCUCCUGAGCAGCUUCAGAAGAAGUUUCCUUGGAUGAACAUGGAGGGAGUAGCCCUGGCGUCUUAUGGGCUGGAAAAUGAAGGUUGGUUUGACCCCUGGUCUCUGCUUCAGGGGCUUCGGCGAAAGGUUCAGUCAAUGGGAGUCCUCUUCUGCCAGGGAGAGGUGACACGUUUUCUUACUUCAUCGAACAGCAUGAGGAACUCAAGUGGGGAAGAGGUGAUCUUGAGAAGGAUCCAUGAGGUCCAUGUCAAGAUGGACAACAGCCUGGAGUACCAGCCAGUAGAAUGUGCCAUAGUGAUCAAUGCCGCAGGAGCCUGGUCUGGGCAGGUUGCAGAGCUGGCUGGUAUUGGGAAAGGGCCACCUGGCACCCUGCAGGGCACCAAGCUACCUGUGGAACCGAGGAAAAGGUUUGUGUACUUGUGGCACUGCCCCCAAGGGCCAGGCCUGGAGACUCCCCUGGUGACAGACACCAAUGGAGUCUAUUUCCGCCGGGAAGGACUGGGCAACAACUAUGUAGGUGGCCGUAGCCCCACUGAGGAGGAGGAACCAGACCCAGCAGACCUGGAAGUGGACCAUGAUUUCUUCCAGAACAAAGUGUGGCCCCAUCUGGCCCAGAGGGUGCCAGUCUUUGAGGCUCUAAAGGUUCGCAGCGCCUGGGCUGGCUACUAUGACUACAACACCUUUGACCAGAAUGGUGUGGUGGGCCCCCAUCCGCUAGUGGUCAACAUGUACUUUGCUACGGGCUUCAGCGGCCAUGGCCUCCAGCAUGCCCCAGGUGUGGGGCGGGCUGUGGCUGAGAUGCUGCUGGAGGGCCGCUUCCAGACCAUCGACAUGAGCCCCUUCCUCUUCAGCCGCUUUUACUUGGAGGAGAAGGUCCUGGAACAAAAUAUCAUCUGAGCUUAUGAGCUCCACACUGGGCUCCACUGCCAGAUCCUUCCCACACUGCACGAGGGCCUUAUUCCUUUCCCCACCACCCUCACUUUGGCCGCACAGCCCCCACGUAGCUUUGCAGGCCAGCAGGCACAGGCCCUGAGCCCCAGGCGAGUAGCAAGUGACAGGGCAGGACCUUCAGACUGAUCCCUAGGCCAGGCUGGUGCCUCCCAAGGUGGUCCAGGAUCUUGAGUUCUGAGAAACCGACCCAGGACUGGCUCCCUCCUGGUUCUGGCCCUGAAGGACAGCCUCCCUUCUGGACAGAGCCCAGCACAGAUGCACCCUGUCUGUUACCCUAGUCAUAGAUCAAUAAAUGUGGUGAACUCUCUCA